GAUUCGAUUUUUGACAGCUACUAAGAUCUCUACUAAAAUGUCACCCAAGUAUUGCUCAUGAGCUUGUGAAAUUAUUAAUGAAAAAUUAUUCACCAAAUCAAAAUACACAUUUGUUUGUGAACAUUUUUGUACAAAACGUUUUAUUCUCGUUAGCUGCAGUCCUGCAAGUUUGAAUUAGUAGCCUUAACCUUAUGUUAACAGUGAAAUUAACCUUUAGAUAUGGAAAAUACAAAUCGACAACUUCUACGUAAACAAAAGAGAUAUUUUUCCAGCACCCCUGUAGUUUGGAACAACUUUAUUAUGAUUCAAUUUGUUGACCUCUGGUUUUAAUCAGAAAUGUGACGAGAGCAGGAAAACAAAUGAUAAAAAUGUAUGUUUCGAUAGCACCAACCUAACGUGUAGUGAACAUCUGUUGAAAAUAUUCCUCCAACAAUCCAACAAAAUGGAAUUCCCCUCUAGGCUUCUCAUUUAUACUUUAUGGAUGCUGGUUUUUCCUGAACUCUUCACAGUCUUCCAUGAAGGAGAAGCAGCUCACGCUGUUAAACGAUUCACAGGGUUAUAUACGGGUCCAUAUUUUGAUCCGACCACCACCACAAAUAUCACCACCCAGCUAGGAACUCAUGCCUAUAUCCCUUGCAAAAUAAAACAACUUGGCAACAAGUCUGUGUCAUGGAUAAGAAGGAGAGAUGCCCAUAUCCUCACCGUAGAUAGGUAUACUUUUAUAGCUGACGAGAGGUUUCAGGCCUUUUUUGUAGAAGCAACCGAUACUUGGACUCUUCAGGUGAAAUAUGUACAAGCAAGAGAUGCUGGACAAUAUGAAUGUCAAGUCAGCACAGAACCAAAGAUGAGCCAUUUUAUAACUCUUAAUGUAGUUGUCCCUAAAAUCGAGAUUGAAGGUGAAUCUGAUAUCUACGUCAAACGUGGCAGCACUGUUCAACUAAAGUGUGUCAUCACUCAGUCCCUAGAAGAACCUGCUUACAUCUUCUGGUACCAUGAUGGUGAACGAGUCCUGAAAUAUGACCAGAGUGCAAUCGACAUUCGCAUGUCGCGGAAGGGUACCGACACCACCAUCAGUACUAUCACCAUCUUCAGAACCAAA
This is a messenger RNA of Leptinotarsa decemlineata (Colorado potato beetle), 1099 nucleotides long. Its product is annotated as hemicentin-2. Gene Ontology annotation, biological process: synapse organization. The record is from RefSeq and is a predicted model, not a curated record. Gene Ontology annotation, cellular component: neuron projection membrane. NCBI's taxonomy places the organism in Eukaryota, Metazoa, Arthropoda, Insecta, Coleoptera, Chrysomelidae.